This is a messenger RNA of Thlaspi arvense, 1473 nucleotides long. NCBI's taxonomy places the organism in Eukaryota, Viridiplantae, Streptophyta, Magnoliopsida, Brassicales, Brassicaceae. The record is from the annotation of a GenBank genome assembly.
UUGCACGCGAUGGGCGAUUUCAACCUCGCUCUCGUUAUUGUCGCGAUCGUUGUUUGCGUCAUUGUCUUCAUCUCCAGCAUCUACCUCCUCGUCAACUAUCAGCAUCCAGAUGAUGCAAACCAGGCGUAUUUCCCCAAGUUCGUCGUCGUUUUUGGCUUAUCCAUUGCCAUGAUCUCCAUUCUCAUGUUGCCGGCAGAUGUGGCGAACCGGCAUGCUUGUCGACAUUCGAUUUACAACGGUGCCUGCAAUCUCACCUUACCCAUGAAGGAUCUGUGGCUUGCCGUUUACAUUGUUGACGCUGUGCUCGUGUUCUUCAUCAUCCCCUUCGCCAUGUUCUUCUAUGAAGGCGACCAAGACAAGACUCUUGGGAAGAGGAUCAAAAGUGCUUUGAUUUGGGUGGUUACUACAGCUGUUGUUUGUGCUCUGGUGCUUGGAAUAUUAUACGGAGUCAUUGGGAAGGUGGACUUCUCUGUCAGGCACUUGUCGUCUGCCACAACGUCUUUCCCUACUUCAUGGCAGUUUUCAAAUAAUCAGCCUUGCAUCGGUAACACUGCUCGUCAGUGCUCAGCAUAUACAGCUAAUGCCGCGUCUGAGAAGACGUGGACCAUGCGGACAACGUUUCCAGAAUAUGUUGUUGCUCUUGCUACAAUCGUUGGAUCAGUGCUUUUCACGAUAUUUGGUGGUGUUGGUAUUGCUUGUCUACCCUUGGGACUUAUCACUGCGUUCAUCAGGCGACCAAAGGCUGUUAUCACUCGGUCACAGUAUAUAAAGGAAGCAACUGAACUAGGUAAAAAGGCAAGAGAACUAAAGAAAGCAGCCGAUGCACUUCAUCAGGAAGAAAGAAGUGGUGCUAAGGGCAGAAAGUGGAGGAAAAAUGUGAAAGCAGUUGAAAAGGAGUUGCUCCAAUUGGAAGAAGAUGUGAACCUCUUAGAAGAGAUGUACCCUCAAGGAGAAAAGGCAGAAACAGCUUGGGCUUUCACCGUCCUUGGAUACUUGGCCAAGUUUAUUCUUGGAAUCUUAGGAUUGAUCGUUUCUGUGGCUUGGAUUGCACACAUCAUCAUAUAUCUGCUUGUUGACCCUCCACUCUCCCCUUUUCUUAAUGAGGUUUUCAUCAAACUGGAUGAUGUCUGGGGUCUUCUUGGCACCGCUGCCUUUGCUUUCUUCUGUUUCUACCUGCUACUUGCUGUAAUUGCCGGGGCAAUGAUGCUUGGUUUGAAGCUUGUCUUCAUUACCAUUCAUCCAAUGAAUGUGAUUCAAUUCUGUGCAACUGCAUUUGGAUAUUAUGCUCAAGCCACAGCCGCUCAGGAGAUAUUUGGACACACUUUGCAGUCUCUUCGCGGAAUCAAGUACCUAUACAAGUACAACGUUUUCCAAAUCGGUUUUGUUGUCCUGGCUGGACUAACCUUUUUAUAUUACAUCGCCUUUGGAUGGAGAAGAAAAAAACCGAGCGGUAGAUUCCAGCUCUCGACCUAG